GCACAACAACAUCAACAACCGUAACAACAACAACAGCAAACAUCUCAUCCCCAGCCUGCCCGACUAGCAGGGAACAACAGCAGAACCCCGGCCAUGACGUCCGGAAAAGGUGCGCGGCGGCGCCCGACGCUGCGUGACGUGCCGCCCCCGCCCGGCGACCCGCCCAGCACGCCCAAGGUCAUCAAUGCGGCGCCCUCGCUCGAAAAGGCCCAGCUCUAUGGCAUCCCAGACCAGCGGCCCGCCUCGAAGCGCCUCAUGGGCUUCGCCGGCCGCUUCUUCAUCGAGACCAUCCCCGCCUGGCUCGCCGUCGGCGUCAUGCUCUCGCUCAUUUUCGGAGGCUGCUGUUCCAAUGUGUUUGCCCUCGAAGCAAUCAUCAAGGUCGAGCCCGCCAGUGGCACGCUCUUGACCUUUGUCCAGUUCCUCUUCGUGGCUGUGACGGGCUAUGUCUCCCAAUUUGAUGUGUCGCGGCCUCCGUUCUUCCUCAAGCCCAAUGUGGUUCCUCUGAGCCGCUGGCUCAUCAACAUUGUCUUGUUCUUCGCCAUAAACAUGCUCAACAAUCAUGCCUUCAGCUACGACAUAUCGGUACCUGUGCACAUCAUCCUCCGCUCUGGUGGCAGUAUCACGACCAUGAUCGCGGGCAGCUUGUGCGGCAAAAAGUAUUCGACCAUCCAGAUCGUGGCCGUCCUGCUCCUGACCGUCGGUGUCAUCCAGGCUGCCUGGUCAGACGCCCAGUCCAAGGACACCGCCGACAAGUCGUCAGGUGACGAUGCGGCCAGUUUUGGCAUGGGCCUGGCGAUUCUGUUUGUCGCUCAAGUAUUGUCGGCCAUCAUGGGCCUAUAUACCGAGGCGACUUACAAAAAGUACGGCCCGCAGUGGAAGGAAAAUCUCUUCUACUCUCAUCUUCUAUCGCUUCCAUUGUUCCUGCCUUUCACGUCUUCGCUCAUAUCGCAGUUCAAAAAGCUCGCCGCCAGUCCGCCUCUUGCAAAUCCUUUUCCGCCCGAGAUGUUGUCUCUUGAUGGACUCCCACAGCCGUUGCUGCAGUUGAUCAGCAAGGCGUAUUUGCCCAGUCAGCUCGCCUAUCUUGUUCUCAACGUCCUGACGCAGUACGCUUGCAUACGUGGAGUCAACCUCCUUGCAGCCACAUCGACUGCCUUGACCGUCACGAUUGUGCUCAACAUCCGCAAGCUUGUUAGUUUGCUUCUCAGCAUCUGGCUCUUUGGUAACCGUCUCGCAACCGGGACGCUGGUUGGGGCAGUAAUAGUCUUCUCCGCUGGUGGGUUGUACUCGCUUGAUUCUGGGGGCAAGCGGAAGUCUGUCGCUCCAGGAAAGAAGACAAGCUAGGAGAAAUGGCGCUCUUACUGAAUCGAGCACUACUGCCCCGGAUUAUGUAGCGAGAUGAGGAACAAAAGAGAGAACAGAAGAGCCUAGACAGAAUACAUCUGAGUCGUUGAGACGCUCAAUAUCAUGUCGAUCUCGCUGGGUGAAUCAGCUUCUGCCGUUGACCUCACAAAUGUCUAGACUUCUGAUAUCUGAGCCCUUGCUACCUCUGCUAAGUAUUCUCCGCAUCUGGAUCGUGGUAGCUCUGCAAUGCGGGCCUACGCCAGUUGCCUUCCUUGGACUAUCGAGUAGCAAGACCGCCAGGAACAUUGGGCCUCUGCAUCGUCGGCAGCCGUGCACAUUAUCCUGCGUUGUCCCCCCUGUUUCUGGAGCGGCACUUACAUAUACUG
Microdochium trichocladiopsis is the source of this 1727-nucleotide messenger RNA. RefSeq names its product UAA transporter family-domain-containing protein. Gene Ontology annotation, cellular component: endoplasmic reticulum membrane; Golgi membrane. The record is from RefSeq and is a predicted model, not a curated record. Gene Ontology annotation, molecular function: UDP-N-acetylglucosamine transmembrane transporter activity. The transcript has 5 exons. Gene Ontology annotation, biological process: transmembrane transport. The coding region runs from base 94 to 1341 and encodes 415 amino acids. Lineage: Eukaryota; Fungi; Ascomycota; Sordariomycetes; Xylariales; Microdochiaceae.